AUGAUUGGGAGAGUGGAUACUGUUUUCGCACAAUACACCGAAAACUUUUUUUCAAUAAAAAAAACGAUUGAAAAACUUCGACAAACUGGAAAAACUCAAAUGAAAAGUAAAAUGACAUUUUUUGUUUCUACUCUUCUAGUAAUUUUGUCAAUGUCAAAAACUUUAUACGUCGACCAAACACUUGGAAGUGACGAACUUGAUGGGUCCAGUGAGUCUAGACCAUUCAAAACAAUUCAAGCGUGUGUAGCGACUUUAUCACAAACAACUGUUCCAUCAGAAGGCUUAACCAUUCGUAUAGCUCCAGGCAAUUAUUCCGUACCAGAGAAAAUAGUAAUUGAUCAGUGGAGGUUUAAAGGGAUUUCUGAUACUAAUAAAGUGACUAUAACGUCAUACCCUAAUAAAGAAAAACCGGUCUUAACGGGUGGAAUUAACAUCCCUAUGAAAUCAUUUAGGUCGAUGAGUUCCACAACGGAUGCAAUGUACGCCAAAAUACAAGAGAAAAUCCGUUCAAAAGUGAAAGUUGUUGAACUCACCAAACUGAACAUUUCAUCAAUGACAAUGGACACU
Molecule: messenger RNA, 567 nt
Organism: Entamoeba invadens IP1
Lineage: Eukaryota; Evosea; Mastigamoebida; Endamoebidae
Exons: 1
Source: RefSeq, a predicted model, not a curated record